CAAGCAGUACCUUAGAAUUUAGGAAGAGUACUUGCUAGGAAAUCAAAAUGGCGUCGUCUGUUCUAGCUUUACUUAGUACCCAAAUGCAUCUGAUUUUCUUGCUCCCUUGGCUGCUUGUCAGCGUCAAAUCACAGAUCAUCAAAGAGUACAAUGAAAUGUACUCUUGUCCAAAUACUACUGGUAAUUAUACAGAUGGGAGCAAUUAUCAGUCGAAUCUGAACACCUUGCUAUACAGAUCACUGUACAAUAUCGUUGGCAAUGCAAUCUAUGCAAAGGCCAGUGAAGGAGAAGACCCUGAUAAAGUUCAUGGAGUAUUCCUCUGUAGAGGAGACGUUGCACCUAAAGACUGCCAGAACUGUAUAGACGUGGCAGCUAAGCGGAUCCAGCGCGUAUGUCCCCUCAAGAAACAGGCAAUUAUAUGGUAUGAUGAACGGUGUAUGAUCCGCUAUUCUAAUGUAUUUUUCGCCUCCACGUUCGACGACUCGGUUUCUAUAAUCUUUUAUGGCAGAAAAAAAAUUCCACGGCCAGAACAAUUUAAGGGGAUUUUGAGUGCCAUGUUUGAUAAUCUUACGACUCAAGCUACUUCCAUCAUUCCCAAUCAGAAAUAUGCUGCAAAUUCUGUUGAAAUUAGCCAGUUACAACGGUUGUAUGGCAUGGUGCAGUGUCUACCUGAUUUGUCAGCUUUAGAUUGUCGCGCUUGCCUGAGGUCUAGUUUUUAUCUUAUGAGUAAGAGUAACCAACUCUCUGACGCUAAAGUACCAAAUGGAGGCAGAGUUGUAUAUGCAAGCUGCAGUUUAAGGUAUGACCUACGUCCAUUCUUUAGUCCUGGUGGACGGAGACUGAAAGCACCGCCGCCAUCGACCAGUGGGAGCCAGACUAACGAGGACGAAGUGCUGAAACAGCUCGUUUUAAUUUAA
Messenger RNA from Lycium ferocissimum, 917 nucleotides. Its product is annotated as cysteine-rich repeat secretory protein 38-like. The transcript is spliced from 2 exons. NCBI's taxonomy places the organism in Eukaryota, Viridiplantae, Streptophyta, Magnoliopsida, Solanales, Solanaceae. Bases 48 to 917 code for a protein of 289 amino acids. The record is from RefSeq and is a predicted model, not a curated record.